Molecule: messenger RNA, 636 nt
Organism: Nicotiana tabacum (common tobacco)
Lineage: Eukaryota; Viridiplantae; Streptophyta; Magnoliopsida; Solanales; Solanaceae
Source: RefSeq, a predicted model, not a curated record
AUGGUUCCAUCGUUCUAUAUCUUCACUAUCUUAUAUUCCUUCUUCUACUUCAAAUCAAGUGCUGAGCUCAUAACUUCUCUUCCUGGACAGCCUCCAAAUAUUUUCUUCAAACAAUACUCUGGUUAUAUUGUUACAAAUGCUCAACACGGCAGAGCUCUAUUUUAUUACUUUGUCGAAGCAGAUUCAGAAAAUGCAGCAUCACUUCCCCUUACUGUGUGGCUCAAUGGAGGCCCUGGUUGUUCAUAUGUGGGUUAUGGUGCUUUUAUGGAGCAUGGUCCUUUUCGGCCAGGGAUUGAUGGGAGUCUUAUAAAAAACAAAUAUUCCUGGAAUUUGGGUAAUGUUUCUUGUUUCCUGAAUGAUCAUAUUGAAAAAAUCGAACAUGCUAUACGUGGACUCCCCGUAGGAUUUUCAUACUCAAAUACAAGCUCAGACAACAUCAAUUGGGAUGAUACUGCAACUGCUAAGGAGAAUCUCCAAUUCAUCCUCAACUGGUUCAAGAAGUUCCCCCAAUAUAGAAACUCGGAUGUGUACUUAACUGGGGAGAGUUAUGCAGGUUCACAUAUGAACUGGCCUAAUCUAUAUGGUCUUUUGGUUGUAUAUACUCAUAGCUUUUUAACACUAAGAUUUGGUAACUAA